Molecule: messenger RNA, 2511 nt
Organism: Linnemannia hyalina
Lineage: Eukaryota; Fungi; Mortierellomycota; Mortierellomycetes; Mortierellales; Mortierellaceae
Source: the annotation of a GenBank genome assembly
AUGGGCGACAUCCCGAGACUACCCAUGCCGCCUUCGACCACCGUCGUCCCCGCGAACGAGUACUAUGCGAAUGCGAAUUAUAUCUCCCGCCACCGCUCCAUCAGCAGUUCGUCAAAGUCAAGUAGUCAGUACGCAAACGACGUUGCCGAACAGGCAGAGUCCGGAGGUGGCACCACAAAGUACAGACGCCAGAGGAGAGCUUCUCACGAUGACAAGGCAUUCAAGCCACGCAGGUUUUUGAUCGACGUAGAGGAGACGCAGAGACUGAUACUGGAGCAAGAGGACACUGACGGCGACUUCCAGAUCACAGUCAACGACAUUGGACCCAAGGUCAUCACGCUCGGUACCGCAGACUCUGCAGGAUUCAACAAGUACGACAUCCGCGGCACUUACAUGCUCAGUAACCUCCUCCAGGAACUCUCCCUCGCCCAGGACUAUGGCCGUAAAUACGUUGUCCUGGAUGAGGCCAGGUUGAACGAGAACCCUGUCGAUCGAUUGUCACGUAUGAUCCGUCAUCACUUCUGGGAUGGGUUGACGAGACGCAUUGAUGCUGAGGGAUUGGAAAUGAUUUCGAAUGAUCCCAAGAACCGGUCCAAGAAUACGGCGCCGAGGAUAUAUGUCCCCUUUGGAGAGGAUGAGGUUCUGGAGUACUACAAGGGGGUGAGCGUUAGCAAACCUAACCUGGGGUUGGAAGUCGAGCAGCUGCCCAAGGACAUCACACCCAAGUAUGUCCAGUCGAUUAACGAGAAGCCCGGGAUUCUAGCUUUGGCUAUGACCAAGCAUGUGGAGGAGGAUGGGUCAGAGACCCUGAAGGGCGUGCCCUUUGUUGUGCCCGGUGGUCGGUUUAACGAGAUGUAUGGCUGGGAUUCGUACUUUGAGUCACUGGGACUGUUGAUCGAUGGACGGUUGGAGCUGGCCAAGGGGAUGGUGGAUAACUUUGUGUACGAGAUUCAGCAUUAUGGCAAGAUCCUCAACGCCAACCGUAGCUACUACCUCACUAGGACCCAACCGCCCUUCCUGACAGACAUGAUGCUCAAGGUCUAUGAUCGACUCCCCUUCAGUCUGGAGGCCGAGAACAAGAAGUGGCUGGCUGUGACCCUGGCCGCCGCCAUCAAGGAGUACCUGACGGUCUGGAUGUCCCAGCCCCGAUACGACCCUAUCUCGGGUCUGUCUCGGUUCUAUAGCGAGGGCGUCGGUAUGCCACCCGAGACUGAGGCGACGCAUUUCGAUCAUGUUAUCAAGCCCUUUGCUGAUGCCAUGGGCCUGUCGAUCGAGGUCUAUAGCAAGUUGUACAACGAAGGGACGGUGAUUGAGCCCGAGUUGGAUACGUACUUUAAGCAUGAUCGUGCUGUGCGUGAGUCUGGUCAUGACACGACGUAUCGGUUGGACAAUUGCUGCGCUGAUUUGGCGACGAUUGAUCUGAACGCGUUGUUGUACAAGUAUGAGAUCGACAUUGCCGAGACUAUCCAGAACAUCUAUGGAGAUUCGUUCGAGACGCCACACUAUGACUGCUACGACACGUUGGCCCAGGAGGAGAAGGAGGAAAAGACGGAGAGUGAACAGGAGAAAAUGUCGGGGGAGAGGAUGAUGAUGCACACGUCGGAGCAGUGGUUUGAGCGAGCGCGGAUCCGGCAGGAGAAGCUGAACCGAUACUGUUGGAACGAGGAGCGAGGCAUGUUCUUUGAUUAUGAUACCCGGCUCGAGACCAUGUGCACCUACGAGAGUGUCACCACCUUUUAUGCCAUGUGGGCCGGAUGUGCCGACCGUGACAAAGCCGAGCGCAUGAUGACAACGGCACUUCCGUUGUUCGAGGUAACGGGAGGCCUGGUAUCGGGUACAGAGUCAUCCCGCGGCUUCAUCACGCUCGCGAGACCCAACCGGCAGUGGGACUUUCCCUUUGGAUGGGCGCCUCACCAGAUCAUCUCUUGGAUUGGCUUUGAAAAGUAUGGUUACAUGGAGGAAGCUAAACGCACCUGCUACCGCUGGCUCUACACAAUCACAAAGUCAUUCGUAGACUUUAACGGUGUGGUCCCCGAAAAGUUCGACAUUGUCAACAUGACCCACAAAGUCGAAGUCGAGUACGGGAACGUCGGUGUCGAUUUCAAGUUUAUCCCACGUGAGGGGUUUGGAUGGAUGAAUGCCAGUUAUCAAGUUGGACUUGGGUAUAUGGACCGCGGGUUGCGUCGUGCUUUGGGUGCGGUGAUGGACCCGACUAAGGUGUUUAAGAGCCGCAGUAAGGCUUUUUUGCUUGCCAACGCCAACGCCAACGCCGCCAAGAUUAUGGAGUGUAUCAACAAACUCGACAUUAGCGACAAGGCUGGAGGCGAAGGUGGUAUUGUUGGUAGUAACGACAGCCGCAACAACGGCGAGAUCCAGCACAGUAUUGAACAACAACAACAACAACAACUACUUUAUCCAUCCGAGCAGCACCAUCACCCAGUCAGACUCCAGGGACCGGUUGUGCAACCUCUCGAUGUCACCACACGCCUCCUCCGCCCUCAUCGGACGUAA